UCCCCGAAGCGGAAUGUGCGACAGCUGCGGUAAGGACAAUAUUUUCGCGCGUUUAAGUGGAAGGUUGCUUUUCUUCGAACGGCCGCGAUGACAUUUUGGUGUGUACGUCAGAAAGGAGAAGAGAGACACGGUUAGAAAAUCCUUUCUCUACUUCCUAUGGAGUAGCGAGAGGAUUUCUCCCCGCCAGCGUCGAGUUCUUCGUAAUCAACAGCCAAAAAGCUACGCGCUCGUUGUUUCCGCGAGAUCUUGCUGCAAGAAUACUGCAGUACACACAUGUACAUGUACAUACACACGCUGUCUGCAGUUGUAGCGCUCGGCGGCCUCUCUUUUUGCACUUGGCGCAUCGGAAGUGUAGGCUAUAGCUAAAAAUAGUUGUCGCAUAUUUGUCCGCGAUCCCUGUGUGUCAAAUCCUUUAACGUUUCGUUGUAAGCACACAUUUCUUUCACCACGAUGCUAAUUUUAUCGGCAAUCUCGUGAGACCCCUUAGUCAGAAUGUGCCACGGGUAACGGAUGGCGCAUUUAUUAUCUUUGGAGAUCCACUGCGCACACCCCACAGUGAAAGUGGAAUUGCAAUAAAAUUUUUUCCAGGUUUCGUCGGCAAUACCGCCUGUAGCAAUUUAUUGCCAACAAUGCAGCUCGGCACGUCCAAUGUGGGCACGGGUGCCAGUAGCGGCCCGACAUUUGCGUUUAGUCGCAGUUUCAGUAUGUUAAGUCAUGGGGAAGGGAGAUUCAGCGGAUGGGGAUUUAAGCGGGGAAACCGAGCGGGACGAGCGUCUCGAGGGAAGUUAUCGACGGUUAACGGAACUGACCAGGAUCGUUUGCUGGAGCAAAUCCCAGUAGUGAAAAGCGGGCCGAUGACCCUGGCCAGUCUCCUGCAGGCACACAGCCAGCUGGCUGUACCCCUGCACCCCAUCGACGUCAAGGAUCUCGGCCGGCAAGUCUCUCGCUACCGCAACAACAAAGCCCAACUCAAAGCCGAAUUUGCCAUUGUCAACCGCAAUCCGCCUCUUCCCCAGACCCAGGCGAAACUGCGCUCCAACUCGGGGAAGAACAGUUUCCCCAAAGUACUGCCGUACGAUGAAACACGGGUUCUCCUGCAGCCGGCCCCGAAUGAAUCCUAUUCCGACUACAUCAACGCCUCGUACAUUGACAGCUUCGAUAUUCCCCGCGCCUACAUUGCCACACAAGGUCCUUCUAAAAAAACCGCACCAGAUUUCUGGCGUAUGGUCUGGCAGGAGCGGGUGGGAUGCAUUGUGAUGCUGACACGGGUAUUUGACUUUAUUAAAGUCGUGUGCAUCGAAUACUGGAAAGCGGAGAAUGAUGAACCGUUUGGUGAUAUUGCCGUGACCGUGGUCAACAAGGAGACAUUGGCCAAUUUCAUCGUCCGUACCGUGCGGUUACGGCGCGGUCAUGAGGAGCGGGAUAUUAAACAUUUUCAGUUCCUGGAGUGGCCGAUGCACCGUGUCCCCGACACCAGUCACAUCCUCGAAUUCCGUCGCCGGGUUCUGGAUUACACCGCCCAUCAUAAUAAUUUUGACGGACCGAUUGUCGUCCACUGCUGCGACGGGGGCAGUCGCACCGGUGUGUAUUUAGCUCUUGAUAUGAAUCUGGAUAUGUUGUUGUGCGAGAGUCAAAUCGAUGUGUUCGGCUGUAUUCGCCUGUUGCGCCAGAUGCGGCCGUAUAUGGUAGAAAAUAAAGCGCAAUACCGGUUUCUCUAUGAGGCCUUGUUGGAAGCGUAUCUAACCGGGGACACAGUCAUUCCAGUGCUGGAAUUAGCCAGCCGUAUGAAGAUGCUGUCCGGGAAGACAUCGGUGGGCGGCCGCCGUAUUAAUCAUUUCCAUGAAGAGUUUAAAUUAAUUCAGCGUCUGACGCCGCAUCUCAGUACGGGUGUCUGUGCCGGUGGUCAUCGCACCGAUAAUCGCUACAAAAACCGCGAUGUCAUCAUGGUCCCGCCGGAUUAUGCGCGACCAUAUUUGACCUCUUUCCAAGGUCAAGAGCAGUCGGAUUAUAUCAAUGCUGUGUAUGUCGAUGGUUUCCAGCGCAAGAACGAUUUCAUCGUUACCGAAUGGCCACAGCGGAAUACCGUUAACGAUGUAUGGUCACUGGUGUACGAUCACGAUUGUAACACGGUAGUCAUGCUCAUCGAUCCACAAACCUCUACAAAUUUCCCGUCCUUCUUUCACGAAAAGGGCAAACAGAAGCCCUACGGUGUGUUCACACCGGAACUGAUUUCCUGGCAGCAUUAUCCCAAUAUUCGCACCAUGAUGUAUAAGAUUCGCAAGAAGACCGUAUCCCUGCAGGAGAUGAUGAUGGGCACGGUGAACGAGCUGAAGAGUACCCAGUUCUUUGUGCUGGAAUGCUGGCCCGAAAGCAAUAAAGUGCCCACCAGUACAGCGGCCGUUAUUGAGCUGUUCAAUAUGGUCGACCGUUGGCGGUUGAAGACCGGGAACAAACCGGUGCUGAUUGUGUCCCCGGAUGGAUUCAGCCGGGCGGGCGUGUUCUGUGCGGCCAAGAUCGCCUGUGAACAGAUCACAAUGCACCAGGAGGUGGAUGUUUUCCAUGCGGUGAAGACGGUGAAAAUUAAUCGGCCACAGCUAGUCAACAGUCCGAUGGAAUACAAGUACUGUUAUGACCUCGUUCGCACCUAUGUCUACACCGUCGCCACUGCCAAUAACGCCAAAUCGGAUAGUACAGAUCAUUAAACUACGAAGGAUUAAAAAAUAUAAUCUCUGAAGAAUUUUGCCUCUUGUUGUUAUUUAUUUCAAAGUAUAUUCUUUUCUUCUGCGUGUGACACCAGUUCAAAACAUUUUCACUUUCUGUCUUCCAUUUUAUUUCCAUUAAAUCAAGUACGUACAGAGUAUACAAACCGGUCGUUCAGCUGAGAGAAAAUAUUUUGACGAUUAAAAAACCGGCAGUCGUAA
Molecule: messenger RNA, 2921 nt
Organism: Paramacrobiotus metropolitanus
Lineage: Eukaryota; Metazoa; Tardigrada; Eutardigrada; Parachela; Macrobiotidae
Product: receptor-type tyrosine-protein phosphatase kappa-like
Exons: 2
Coding region: 630-2702 (690 amino acids)
Biological process (GO): protein dephosphorylation
Molecular function (GO): protein tyrosine phosphatase activity
Source: RefSeq, a predicted model, not a curated record